CAGUGUAUUGACCACUUCUUUACAUUUUCGGAUAGGAAAAUCAACUGUAUAUAAUAUUAUUCCUGAAGUGUGUAAUGCAAUAUGGGAGGUAUUGCAAGAGACAUAUCUUCGAUAUCCACAAGAAGAGAAGGAAUGGCUAAAAAUCGCAGAUGAGUUCAAUAAUAUGUGGGAUUUUCCAAAUUGUAUCGGGGCAAUUGAUGGGAAGCAUUGUCGAAUACAAGCUCCACCAAAUUCACAUAGCGCUUUUCACAAUUACAAGGGUUUUUUUAGUCUUAUACUAAUGGCUAUUGUGGAUGCUCAUUACCGUUUCAUUUGGGUGGACAUUGGAGAUUACGGUUCCCUGAAUGACGCUGGAAUCUGGUCACAUACUACAAUGAAGCAAGCAUUUGAAAACAAUAUGUUAUUUAUACCAGAAGAUCGUUCGUUACCUAAUACAAAUGAUCUAUUGCCAUUUUCUAUUGUUGGAGACGAAGGCUUUCCACUCAAAACAUAUUUAAUGCGUCCAUAUGCAAAGAAAAAUUUACAAAGUAACGAGCAAAAAGUGUUCAAUUAUCGGUUGUCAAGAGCACGUCGAGUCGUCGAAAAUGCUUUUGGUAUUCUUGUGGCACGAUGGCGAAUACUACAAAAACCUAUAGCUCUGAAAUUAAGUACUGUGGAGAAAAUAGUGCAAGCUGUAACUUGUUUGCAUAAUUAUAUUAUAAGUACCAAUGUACAAAAUAAUUUUUAUUUUAAUGAAAGAAUGGUAGAUCGAGAAGAAGCUAAUGGUGAAAUAGUACCAGGGAAUUGGCGAAAUAAAAUAGAAGAAAAUAGUUUUAUUCAUCCUUUAGGGCGAGUUGGUGCCAACAUUAGUACAGCUGCUGCUAUGAGCAACGCGAAACUCUUGCUCGAUAUUUUGUCUCAGAAGAAGGAAGCAUUCCAUAUCAAUGAAGAAAUAUACUUCAAUCCCUCUUCUAUGGCAAACAUGUAA
Camponotus floridanus (Florida carpenter ant) is the source of this 967-nucleotide messenger RNA. Its product is annotated as protein ALP1-like. Bases 164 to 967 code for a protein of 267 amino acids. The transcript has 3 exons. Lineage: Eukaryota; Metazoa; Arthropoda; Insecta; Hymenoptera; Formicidae. The record is from RefSeq and is a predicted model, not a curated record.